AUGGCCAUCUGUGUGAUGUGGGUCAGUAUGAGUGUGUGCUGGCAGCUGCCUGGCAUCCUGCUGCUGCUGGUUCUGACUGGGCUGGAUGGUUCUGAGGGGGCAGAGAAGCAGCAUGCAGACGGUUCUCCCGAGGAGCAGGGAGCUCGAAUUCGAGAACUGUGGAAGCUGCACAUGAAAGGAAAAGAUGUUCCUCCAGUGGCAGCCAGGUCCAAACAGCAGCUGCUCUACUGCCGGGUUGGGAUUGGCUUCCAUCUCCAGAUCCUGCCCAGUGGCCUGGUGGGAGGUGUCCACGAACCCACCAAAUACUGUUGGUUCAGAGUAUGUGCAGUGGAGCCUGGAGUUGUGGCGGUCCGAGGGGUGGACAGUGGCAUGUACCUCUGCAUGAGCGCAGAAGGACGGUCGUAUGGAGCGGAGAAGUUCUCCAAAGACUGCAUGUUGAAGGAGAACCUGGAGGAGAACCACUACAACACCUACUCCUCUGUGACCCACCCACAUGUCUACCUGGCCCUCUCUCACAUGGGAAACCCGAAGAGGGCAGUGAGCCACCACCAGGCCUGCACUCACUUCCUGCCCCGGAGGUCUCUCUGA
Molecule: messenger RNA, 588 nt
Organism: Salarias fasciatus (jewelled blenny)
Lineage: Eukaryota; Metazoa; Chordata; Actinopteri; Blenniiformes; Blenniidae
Product: fibroblast growth factor 4A-like
Exons: 5
Coding region: 1-588 (195 amino acids)
Molecular function (GO): growth factor activity
Source: RefSeq, a predicted model, not a curated record